CUUCACGUUUCAUUGGUUUUGGGUGUGUAUCUUUUUGUUCGAGCCCAGCAAGCUCGAAGUUGUUUUCCUACGGAUAUUUGUUAAAAGAAAAAAAGAAAAAAUUUAGAGCUGCGCGCCCCAAUCAGACUCACCCCCCAACAAAAGAAAUUACAAAGAAUAAAAAAAUAUAAGGGAAACAGUUUUUGCACACAACAAACACUUCUACCUAAUUUUUGAUAUAUAUCUGAGUACAGAGAACAUUUUCAACCAUAGGCCUAUCCGAGACAGCCGUAAUGGACGUAAUGUCAUCAUCCGUACAACAGCAGCGCAACCUCGUCGCAGACCUGCGUCGCGAAGCCGCCAUUAAUCGCCAGACGGUAUCGGAGUCGUGCGCCAAGAUGAUGAAAUACAUCACGGAGCACGAGCAGGAGGAUUACCUAUGGACUGGUUUUACCAGCCAGAAGGUAAAUCCAUUCCGUGAGAAAUCCUCGUGUACUGCUCUCUAAGCAGUAUACAUGGCUAUCUUUUUUUAUUUGAAUUAAGUUCGUUUUAAAAUAGUACCACAAUUUUGCAAAAUGAAAAUUUAAAUAAAUUUACAUUGUAAUAAAACCUA
Drosophila albomicans is the source of this 592-nucleotide messenger RNA. It is a transcript of the gene Ggamma1, whose product is annotated as guanine nucleotide-binding protein subunit gamma-1. Gene Ontology annotation, molecular function: G-protein beta-subunit binding. Gene Ontology annotation, cellular component: heterotrimeric G-protein complex. NCBI's taxonomy places the organism in Eukaryota, Metazoa, Arthropoda, Insecta, Diptera, Drosophilidae. The coding region runs from base 273 to 485 and encodes 70 amino acids. The record is from RefSeq and is a predicted model, not a curated record. The transcript has 2 exons. Gene Ontology annotation, biological process: G protein-coupled receptor signaling pathway.